AAGAAGGAACAGCCAUCGGACAGUACAUAUUCGGACCUCCUCCCCAGACAGACCCCUCAGUCUCAGCGUGAUUUGACACACUCCACGUGUUGUGUGGCGGAGCAGACUUCUUGCAAUUGGAGCUGCCUUUGCCGCUGGGUGUCACUUCAGAGGAGGGAGUAGUGAAAGCAGAGUCAGCUUCACUCAUUGAUUCAGAGAAUUAUUAGUGCUGCAUUCACCGUGCAAGGAGGUGCACAGGGAUACGUUCCUUACGCGAGGUCUGAAGUCGAACGGUAUAACUGGCAUUUCAGCCCUGUAUAUUAUUACAAGUGAACAGGGUUAGCUGCAAUUCGGGUGAGCUUCUGAAAUCCACGCUGGAAUGUUAGAAGGAGGUUGCAGCGUGGUGAAGGAGGGAGUUUUGGAGAAAAGGAGCGAUGGACUGCUACAGCUGUGGAAAAAGAAGCGUUGCAUACUGACGGAUGAAGGACUUUUGCUUUUACCUCCUAAACAGCUGGAAGAUCCGCCACCUCCACUUCCAAUCCCCUCCGGUGAACCGACUCGUAUUAAAGAGCUUCAUUUCUCUAAUAUGAAGACCGUGGACUGCGUAGAGAGAAAGGGCAAGUACAUUUAUUUCACGGUGGUGAUGACAGAGGGGAGAGAAAUCGACUUCAGGUGCCCCCAAGAUGAGGGCUGGAACGCUGAAAUAACGCUACAGAUGGUUCAGUAUAAAAACCGACAGGCAAUCCUUGCUGUGAAGUCCACCCGGCAGAAGCAGCAGCACUUGGCACAGCACAGCCACAGCCUGAGAAGCGCGCCCAACUCUGCAUAGCCAGGCAGCUUGGGCUCCGGACAAGCAAGGAUAUAACAGAUCAGGACUUCCAAAUCAGUGGGACAAAAAAAAUCUUCCAGUAUUUCUUUUCAAGCAUACAGAUGUUUCUUGUUGACAUUCAGACAAAAGAGUACCGGCAGAGCAGUGGCCCAGGUUGUAUACCGAAUUUUCUUGAAAAUGAGGGCAGAGAAGGCUCCCUCCCCAGAUUCAAAGAACUCUAUGCCUCACUGAAGAGCAUUUCAUUAUGUUUUGGAGACUGUGAACAUUAUUUAUGAACUUUUAAUGUGCCUCUUGGCAUGGACCUUUUAGAAGAUGUGCUUACAUUCUAUUGUAUUAUAUUCUAUUUAAUGUUCUUUCCAUAGAUGCUUGUAGUUUCUGAACAUACAGUGGUAUUUUAAAUUAAAAACAAAAAUCAUUAACCAA
Molecule: messenger RNA, 1231 nt
Organism: Protopterus annectens (West African lungfish)
Lineage: Eukaryota; Metazoa; Chordata; Ceratodontiformes; Protopteridae
Product: pleckstrin homology-like domain family A member 1
Exons: 2
Coding region: 359-808 (149 amino acids)
Biological process (GO): positive regulation of apoptotic process
Molecular function (GO): phosphatidylinositol phosphate binding
Source: RefSeq, a predicted model, not a curated record